ACCAAUGUGUUUCACAACUCCACCUUCAUUCACAUCUCGUUCUUUGUUUCUUCUUCUUCAUCUUUACCACCAAACAAAACGGAAAACAAUGUCGGAGAAGUUCAGAGUAUGUUUCUGCUGCAGCAGAAGCUUCAAGGUGAGAGCAAGUGAACCACCGGAAGACAUACAAAGACUGUUCCGUGAGUACUCAGACAACGGCAGCAUGUCCGCCGACCAUCUGCUCCGUUUCGUGAACCAAGUCCAGGGAGAAGGACAGGCCGGUCUGGACUACGCCACGGAAGUCUUCCACAGACUCAAACACCACGACGUUUUUCACCUCCACCACCGCGGGCUCCACCUCCGAGGUUUCUACCGUUAUCUCCUCCACGAUGUCAACUCUCCUCUCCCUCUGUCCCGCCACGUUCACCACGACAUGACUGCCCCCAUGUCGCAUUACUUCAUAUACACGGGUCAUAACUCCUACUUGACCGGAAACCAGCUUAACAGCAGAAGCAGCUCUGAACCGAUAGCCGAGGCUCUUCGAAGAGGCGUACGAGUCAUCGAGCUGGACUUAUGGCCUGAUCCUUCCGGCAAUGGCGUUGAUGUCCGUCAUGGCGGGACGCUAACUAGCCACGAAGAUCUGCAGAAAUGUUUAAACGCGAUAAAGGAAAACGCGUUUGAUACAUCGGAGUACCCAGUUGUGAUCACUUUCGAGGAUCAUCUGACCCGAAAUCUUCAGAGAAAAGUUGUCAAGAUGGUCAGAAAGACGUUCAAGGGAACGCUGUUUCGGUGUGGCCAGGAAAAUCCAAUGUGUUUUCCUUCACCAGAAGCACUCAAGAAGAAGAUUCUGAUCUCAACCAAACCACCAAAGGAAUAUAUGCAGAGCCAAACCGUCCAGAGUACAACCGCUCCUUGGGGGGACAAAGCAGCUGGACCGAAUCUAGCUGUCGUGGAAGAAAAGAUUCAAGAAGAAGAUGAGGAGAGUGCAGCUGUUGAAUACAGGGAUCUGAUCACGAUCCACGCGUGCAAACGUGGUGAUCUGAAGAGCUGCCUGAGCGGUGAUCCAAGCCGGGCCAUACGGAUAAGCAUGAGCGAGCUGUGGCUCGAGACUCUGGUCAAAACUCGUGCAACUGACUUAGUCAGGUUCACGCAGAAGAACAUGCUGAGGAUAUUUCCAAAGACAACACGUAUUGACUCAUCCAACUACGACCCUCUGGUGGGAUGGACGCAUGGUGCUCAAAUGGUGGCCUUCAAUAUGCAGGGUUAUGGGAAGCACCUGUGGAUAAUGCAAGGAAUGUUCAGAGCAAACGGAGGAUGCGGCUACCUGAAAAAGCCCGACAUUUUGCUCUCCACUGGUCCUGGAGGUGAAGUCUUUGACCCUCGUCAACCACUUCACGUCAAGACCACUCUCAAGGUGAAGAUCUACACGGGGGAAGGAUGGAGUCUGGAUUUUCCCCGACAUCACUUUGACCAGUACUCUCCACCAGAUUUCUUCGUGAAGAUCGGAAUAGCAGGUGUUCCGAGGGACACGGUGAGUUACAGAACAGAAACAGAGAUAGACGAAUGGUUUCCGGUGUGGAACCAGGAGUUUCUGUUCCAGUUGACUGUUCCUGAACUGGGGCUUCUAUGGAUCAUCGUCCAAGAUUACGACAGCAACACCCAGAAUGACUUCGCCGGCCAGAUAUGCCUGCCUCUGUCCGAACUCAGAUCCGGCUUCCGCUCCGUCCGCCUCCACGACCGCUCCGGGAAAGCUUACGAUCACGCCAGGCUGCUCGUCCGAUUCGCGUUUGACCCUCCUCAAGCAUUUCAGAUCCCCUAGUUUUCCUUAUUCCAGAUUUCAUCUGUCGCCAGUGUACUCUAUAGAUGGUGAAUAACAACCUCUGUAUAUAUAUCAUUACACUAUCAGAUAUAAUUAUAGAAUUCAUCA
This is a messenger RNA of Tarenaya hassleriana, 1906 nucleotides long. Its product is annotated as phosphoinositide phospholipase C 1. Gene Ontology annotation, molecular function: phosphatidylinositol-4,5-bisphosphate phospholipase C activity. The record is from RefSeq and is a predicted model, not a curated record. Lineage: Eukaryota; Viridiplantae; Streptophyta; Magnoliopsida; Brassicales; Cleomaceae. The transcript has 9 exons. Bases 5 to 1798 code for a protein of 597 amino acids. Gene Ontology annotation, biological process: lipid metabolic process; phosphatidylinositol-mediated signaling.